This is a messenger RNA of Capronia coronata CBS 617.96, 1989 nucleotides long. RefSeq lists its product as uncharacterized. Gene Ontology annotation, molecular function: GTPase regulator activity. The record is from RefSeq and is a predicted model, not a curated record. Bases 1 to 1989 code for a protein of 662 amino acids. NCBI's taxonomy places the organism in Eukaryota, Fungi, Ascomycota, Eurotiomycetes, Chaetothyriales, Herpotrichiellaceae. Gene Ontology annotation, cellular component: nucleus; cytoplasm. The transcript has a single exon.
AUGGACAUCUUCUUGAGCAAAGUGACCCAGCAGGCAAUGAACUAUGCCAUUCGCUCGGGGGUCACCUUGACGGCUUCAUAUGCGAUCAGACAAUCCACAAAGCUGCUCAACAGUGCUCCUAAGAGCGAUGUCCGAGAUGAACUCUAUGCUCUUCAGCAACGUCUCCAGAAUAAAAUUCGCAUUGUCUCCCCGGCAAUCGAUAUGAUCGAAUUGAUUGCGGCUCGGGGCAACACCGCUCUAGAGUCUGCAGUUUCAUUGACAAAAGAGCUACGCAUCGAGAUUCAGUCUAUGGGUCAACGGUUUGCCCAGACUGCUGCUGACUCUGAGAAAGUCAACCGGAAGAAUAGAGGCAGCAGACAGCCAGAUCCUCAGAUCGAAUAUGAGAUGAGACUGCUUGUCAAGGAUACAAAGAGGCUGCUUGAACGGAUCGAGGAUGCGGUUCCCCUCAUCAACUUGGCCAUUACCACCUCAGGAGCGAGCCUGUCGACAUCGCUACCUCACACCGUCUCUCCAUCGCGGCUGUUACAAGCUAGCACGUUCCUCACGGCUGGAGACACUCAAUAUCAAAUGUCCCCGCAGCAUGCUGUGCAAAUCGGACCCACUUUCACUUUGACAGUGUAUAUGCUGUUUGCCGGCCACGACCGCCCACAGGAUGAGGAGGAUGUCCGGGAGACGACGUGGAAAGAAGUCAUCCAUAAAGCGAGGGUCAAACUUCGACGAGUUCCUCUUGAUAUGGUAAUGGGCACAGGCUCUGGGUCAGACGCCAUACCAUCCGUGGAGAUAUCAUCUCCGAUCGCGAUCCCAAGCGCCGAUGCUAGCAAUUCCAUACCUGCGGAUGCGCGUGCCGAUGAAUACGCCUAUCAGAUGAUGAUCAUUGAGGAUUUCGACGAUGACCGCGUCCAUGAUUUCGAGGAAGAUCAACCAUGCCCAGGCCCAUUUGACGACGUGAGACUGGCGGGCAUCCGCGAGAUGAUUCCAAUCCAUGAAAUCUCCAAGAUCUUCUACGCCGACACAAGCAAGGUCCUCAACAUCGGGGCAGACAUGGAAAGCAACCAUCCCGUCUUACUGCUCAAGCGAGAUCUGAACGCCGUGCCUCCCAGAAGGAUGAUGGAAAGAGACGAACUUGUCGACCACGAACCUGACGUUGAGGAGGGCUCUACAACCGGUCCAGCAGAUUACGAGCAGCAUAAACCUUUCGAUGACCUGGAACAAAGAGAACGAGACCCCUGGCGUUUCCCACCAUCUCUGGACCCCGAAUGGAUCGCCUUCGAGGUCUACGCCGAGUCCGAAUCGGACGACUCAGGAUCCGAGACCGAGGAAGCUGACACUUCGCGCUCAGACGUCGACGGUGAAGCUUCGCAGCUGGCUAAUUCCAUAUCGGACAUGCACAUCACUUCGCAGUCGUCUCAAACCGAGUUGCGCACCAAGCAGUCUCCGCCAUGGGUCAAUGCGAUCAAGACGUCCCUGUCGCUCCUCGAGCUCCUUCUCCGUCUGACCUCGCUGCAACAAUUCCAGCAACAACCCCAUCUCUCCAUCAACGACGAACUGCUGAACUUCUUCCUCGAGGAGAGCGCUUCCACCGGCGCAGGUGGCGAUGAGCAGUAUAGGCAAGCGCUCCGCGCAGACGCGAGACGCCGUGUCGGAUGGGACCCGUACGACGAGAGCCCGAUGAAGAAACGCGGCGAGGACUAUCAAUAUUACAGUCCAAGCCCGCAGCCUAGUCCGGCCGACUCUGCACCGCGCGGCUCACCUGGCCCGUGGAGUCCGCGCAAUGCUCACGCCAGGUCAGUCUCUGCCGCUUCGCAGUUCCAGGCCUCGCCUUCGCCUAGGACAUCGCCACUGCCCGUGCCGGCUGAUCGGCGGCGCGGAGGUCGCGCUUCUUGGUUGAAGAGGGAAGAUGGUCGGAAGGGAAGUCCGUUGAGGCCACAGACUGCCGUCACGGACGAAGGAAUUGGCACAAGCCCAGCUAGUGGAGUGGAGAAGGGAUGA